AAACUCAAAGAAACAAUGUGCAACAUCACCUUCUGCAAUGUGGAUUCGAAUAUAGACCAGUUCUUCCAGCCCACGCUGUACAUCAUCGUCAUCGUCCUUGGCUUCCCCACCAACUGUGUGGCCCUGUGGGCUGCCUACAUGCAAGUGAAGCAGAAAAACGAACUGGGAAUUUACCUGAUGAACCUUUCUGUGGCAGAUCUCCUGUACAUCACCACUCUGCCACUUUGGAUCGACUAUUUCCUCCACCAUGACAACUGGAUCCAUGGGCAGGAAUCCUGCAAGCUCUUUGGAUUCAUCUUCUACACCAACAUCUACGUCAGCAUAGCUUUUCUCUGCUGCAUAUCCGUGGAUCGCUACUUGGCUGUGGCCCAUCCGCUCAAGUUCACCAAGGUGCGACGCAUCAAGACAGCCCUGGUGGUCAGCUGCAUGGUCUGGGUCAUGGAAGUAGUGGCCAACUCAGCGCCACUCUUCCAUGACGAGCUGUUUAAGGACCGCUUCAACCACACCUUCUGCUUCGAGAAGUACCCCAUGCAGGAAUGGGUGGCGGGCAUGAACCUGUACCGUACCUUCCUGGGUUUCUUAGCGCCAUGGGGUGUCAUGCUGAUGGCUUACCGUGGCAUUCUGAGAGCGGUGCGUGGGAACAUCUCGACCGAGCAGCAGGAGAAAGCCAAAAUCAAGAGGCUGGCCCUCAGCCUGAUUCUGAUCGUACUCCUGUGCUUUGCGCCGUACCAUGUGCUUCUGCUGUGGCGUAGCAUGCUCUUCCUCAGUAAUCCCUGUGACUGUAGCAUGGAAGAGACCCUGUUCGCUGCCUACCAUAUCACACUGGCCCUCACCAGCCUCAACUGUGUGGCUGACCCCAUACUCUACUGUUUCGUGAAUGAGGGGGCGCGUAACGAUGUUAGCCGUGCUUUUGCCACUGUCCUGGCUGUCUUUAACCGCGGCCAGGCUACCGAGACCCUAAUGGGGGCCUCCAUAACUGCAGAGACGCCGCUAGCAUCUAAGAAAUCUGGUCUUUAUGGGGAUCUCAAUGUGGAUGUCUGUAAAACCAACAAAGACGUGCUCAAAGAGGAAUGCCUCCAGAUGACCAUACUCACUGUUAGGAAGUGA
This is a messenger RNA of Chanos chanos (milkfish), 1107 nucleotides long. It is a transcript of the gene gpr4, whose product is annotated as G protein-coupled receptor 4. Gene Ontology annotation, biological process: G protein-coupled receptor signaling pathway. Lineage: Eukaryota; Metazoa; Chordata; Actinopteri; Gonorynchiformes; Chanidae. The record is from RefSeq and is a predicted model, not a curated record. The coding region runs from base 16 to 1107 and encodes 363 amino acids. Gene Ontology annotation, molecular function: G protein-coupled receptor activity. Gene Ontology annotation, cellular component: membrane. The transcript has a single exon.